AUGACCUUUUUACGAUAUGAUUUACGAGAACGAGACAGACUAGCAACAGAUCUCGACAGUGUUCUUCAUCGUGCUCGUGUGCCACUAAAUCAAAGAAGAUACAUCAAAGAUGAGCUAUUCAAGGAGCUACCCGUACACGCAACUUCUAACACUGAAGAAAGAAAUGAAGUUGAGAAAGAGCUACUGUCAAAUUAUUCCUGA
This is a messenger RNA of Necator americanus (New World hookworm), 201 nucleotides long. RefSeq lists its product as uncharacterized. Lineage: Eukaryota; Metazoa; Nematoda; Chromadorea; Rhabditida; Ancylostomatidae. The transcript is spliced from 3 exons. The record is from RefSeq and is a predicted model, not a curated record. The coding region runs from base 1 to 201 and encodes 66 amino acids.